Molecule: messenger RNA, 4737 nt
Organism: Penicillium angulare
Lineage: Eukaryota; Fungi; Ascomycota; Eurotiomycetes; Eurotiales; Aspergillaceae
Exons: 3
Coding region: 1-4737 (1578 amino acids)
Biological process (GO): transmembrane transport
Cellular component (GO): membrane
Molecular function (GO): ATP hydrolysis activity; ATP binding; ABC-type transporter activity
Source: RefSeq, a predicted model, not a curated record
AUGCCCAUUAACACCUCCAUCGCGACGGGCUCCAUUGCCCUGGGUCUAGUGGGUCUCGAUAGUAUCGCGGCCUUUAAGAGCAUCGCCGAUCGGAUCUUCCGCAGACCCCAAUAUGAUGAGGCCAGUCUAGCCAAGACCGCCUAUCGCGAUUCUGAUGGUGAAGCUACCGAGGAAUCGCUCCGAGCCUUUUCCGAUAAAUGGCAGCGUGUCGCAAUCGCAGUCUUCUCAAUUAUCGGUCUAGGGUUCUCCUUGUCGCUCGCUGUUCUUUCAACUUCUCGUGACGAUCUGAACAAUCCGGUAUUGAAUUGGUUACAAUUUGCAACUUGGGUCUUACUUGCGAUUCAAACAAUUGCUUUUUUCACUGAACCCCGCCCAGCCAGUCGAUUCCGACUCGGCCAAUUCGCUUUCGUUGGAAGCAUCAUUCCAAUUGCAGUGGCUAGCUUGGAAAUCCAACAAGCUUACUUCUCCCAUAAUAUUCUUUUUCAUAAUCAAACUUGGAUUUGCCUGGUAGCUGCAGCUAUCGGCAGCGCCUUGUUACGUGCAUUAUUUACGAUUCUUCUGCCACGCCGCCCAAAUGUCUAUUUUGAAGGAGGCGUGGUAGAUAAAGAAUUCACCAUCACAGCUCUGGGUCGCUACAGCUUCACCUGGGCCAGCGACUUGUUAAGCUUUACUGUUGGCCGCACGAAUCUAGAAAUUUCUGAUUUACCAAAGUUGCGAGCCGAAAAACGUGCGGACAGUCUUCGUGUGAAGUUCGAACGAGCUCAGGGCACCGGUAAUGUUUGGAAAGGGAUUUUUGUGGCCCAUUGGCGCCCUUUGUUGCUCCAAAUGGCUCUGACAACGGUGAUUGGCUUUUUGACCUUCGGCCCCCAGCUUGCACUGUUUAACAUCCUCCAAUCUUUAGAAGGUCGCGAUAGCGAGGGGUGGACGCCCACACGAUCAUGGAUAUGGGUUUCUGCGUUAGGAGUCUUUAUGCUUCUAUACUCCACUGUUGAGGCAUGGCUCUUCUGGUCUGUCUGGUCGAAGAUCGCAAUUCCGGUUUAUGCAGAGCUUACAGCUGUUGUGUUUGCUAAAUCUAUGCGUCGAAAGGAUGCAAAACACACCAAAAGCUCAAAGGAAGAAGACGAGGCACAAGUCUCCGCAAAGGCCCUGCUCACGGGUGAAGAUAAAAAGGAGGAUGAAGAGGAUGAUGAAGACGAUGUUAAAAAGAGCCGCCAGAGCAUUAUUAACCUGGCAGCUGUGGAUGCUCGUCGUAUCUCCGACGUUACUUCUUUCCUUUAUAUGAUCCCAUCUGCAAUCCUCAAAAUUGUGAUAGGAUGUAGUUUCCUGGUCAAUGUCCUGGGAUGGCAGAGCGCUCUCGCGGGACUUGGGGUUUCCGUCUUCAUUGCUCCGAUGAAUAUUGCCGUCACCAGAAGAUAUACAAGCGCCCAAGUCAAAAUCAUGAAGCUUCGAGAUCAAAAGAUGGCUAUUGUGACAGAGGUCAUUCAGGGUAUUCGGCAAAUUAAGUUCUCUGCUUUGGAAGAACAAUGGCAAAAAAGGAUAAGACAGGUCCGAGAGAAUGAGCUCAGUGCGCUAUGGGCCUCCUUCUAUUAUGAUGUUUUCCUACUGGCUAUUUGGAUUCUUGGUCCUAUCGCAUUUGCCUCAGUUUCAUUGACCGUCUAUACGGUCCUGUAUGGCAAUUUAACCGCCUCCGUUGCUUUCACGGCCCUCGCAGUCUUUGGUUCCUUGGAAGUGGCACUCGCUAUUCUACCUGAAAUUAUCACUAAUCUGCUAGAAGCCCAAGUGAGUGCUAGCCGUAUUGAUGAGUAUAUGGCCUCUUCAGAAAAGGUCACCAAUACAGUGCCUUCCGAUAGCAUUUCUUUCGAAAAUGCCACAGUGGCAUGGCCUGCAGAACAUCACCCUGGAGAGCAACAAGAAGAGGAGGAACGAUUUCAACUGCGUGAUUUAAAUUUCCAUCUUCCGAAGAGGAGCCUCAGCGUGAUAUCUGGUCGAACUGGUUCCGGAAAGAGUUUACUUCUUGCUUCCAUCCUUGGAGAGUGUGAUGUCUUGGGGGGUACCGUCAAGGUGCCAGUUCCACCCGCUCUCAAGGAUCGCUUUGAUCAUCUUGCAACAAGUGCCAACUGGACUAUCGACGACGCCAUUGCCUAUGUUGCCCAGAUGCCAUGGAUUGAAAAUGCAAGCAUUAGAGACAACAUUUUGUUUGGACUGCCAUUCAACGAGCCCCGCUAUCGCAAAGUUCUCUUCGCCUGUGCCCUGGAAAAGGACCUGGAAAUGCUCCCUGAUGGUGAACUGACAGACAUCGGCGCCAAUGGUAUCAAUUUAAGUGGCGGUCAACGCUGGCGUGUGUCAUUUGCACGUGCAUUGUAUUCCCGGGCUGGAAUCCUUGUCAUGGAUGAUAUUUUCAGUGCUUUAGAUGCACAAACUGGACGUCAUGUUUUUGAGCAUGCCUUGUCUGGAGAGCUUGGUCAAGGCCGUACCCGAGUUUUGGUAACUCACCAUGUUGCUUUGUGUUUGCCUCGGACAGACUACUCUGUGCUGUUGGAGAACGGUUGUGUGAAGUAUGCUGGUACUAUCGAUGAACUUCAGAAGUCUAACCAUUUAGACGAUAUUCUCCGAGAGGAGCACGCAGCUGAAGAAACUCACCAGAAGGCCGUAGAUGAUAAGCAAGAUGCUCAAGUCUCCGAAGGAGGGACACUCCAGAAGGUUAUUUCAAGUACUUCUCAUCGACGCCCAAGCACCACUGCCAAUGUUACUGCUACUACGCCUUCAAAGGAUGCCCCGAAAAAGUUCGUGAAAGAUGAGGAGAGAGAAAAGGGCUCUGUCCGUUUGUCUAUCUACAAAGCUUAUUUCAAGAUGGGUGGUGGUCUCCUAACUUGGGCGACUACUGCUUCAAUAUUCGCCACAUAUGCCGUGCUAAUGGUAGGACGGUCUUGGUGGAUAAGCGUUUGGACAAGCUCCUCGUCAAGUUCGGCAGCUAAGCCUGAGAUGUUCCAAGCAUUAUUGCAACACCCAAUGGCAGGAUCUACUGUGGCUACUGGACGUCCAGAAGUCGACCCACAGCUGAGUAUGUAUCUAGGCGUCUACAUUGGGAUCUCCGCUCUAGCAUGUCUGGUUGGAGCCGUUAGAUUCUAUUGUGCUCUUUCUUCCAGUGUUCGUGCUUCAAGAAACCUUUUCGACUCAUUGGUUUAUGCUGUCUUGCGUGCUCCCAUGCGCUGGCUAGAUACUGUUCCAAUGGGCAGACUUCUCAAUCGUUUCACAGCAGACUUCCACUUGAUCGACUCGCGUCUGGGAUACGAGAUAGCCUUCCUACUCGCCGAGAUGCUAGAUGUCUGCGGUAUUAUAUUCGCCGGUAUCAUCGUUUCCCCUUUCGUCAUCGUUCUUGCGGCUGCACUUCUGGCCAUCUGCCUCAAACUUUCUCUGACGUUCCUUGCUGGUGCCCGCCAAGCAAAGCGUCUCGAGAGUAUCGCCAAAAGUCCUGUCUUUGAGCAGUUCGGAUCAAGUCUGGCAGGCUUGGUCACUAUUCGUGCUUUCAACAAAACAGAGGCCUUCAUUGAAACGAUGUAUAGUAAGAUCAACGCCCAUGCUCAGUCCUGGUGGGCCGUUUGGCUGUUCAACCGCUGGUUGGGAAUUCGUAUGAAUCUGGUUGGAGCUAUCUUCUCGACCCUGACCGCGGCACUUGUGGUCUCGUUGCCUGGCAUGUCCGCUUCUAUGGCUGGAUUCGCUCUGAGCUUUGCAUUACAAUGCAAUGCUGCCAUUGGGUUUGCUUUGCGACAAUAUUCUAACCUUGAACUCAACAUGAAUGCAACCGAGCGAGUCGUCGAGUAUUCCGAAAUCGAGCUGGAGAACCAAGGUGGUGCCCCCGCACCAGCUGCUUGGCCUACAGAGGGACGCCUUGAAGUCGAUAAUCUAGUCGUGAGCUACGCACCAGACCUUCCACCCGUACUCAAGGGACUCAGCUUCACGGUUGAGAAAAACCAGCGAGUGGGCGUUGUUGGCCGUACAGGUGCUGGUAAAUCAUCUUUGACCUUGGCACUAUUUCGCUUCCUCGAAGCCCGCGAGGGCUGUAUCUUUAUCGACGGUUUGGAUGUGUCCAAGAUCAAACUGCACGAUCUCCGCAGUCGAUUAGCUAUCAUUCCACAAGAUCCAGUCAUCUUCUCGGGCAGUGUCCGGUCCAACUUGGAUCCUUUCGAGGAGCACACUGAUGCCGAGCUGAACGAUGCGUUGGCUCGAGUGCAUCUCAUCCCUUCAUCUGACGAUGAGGCAACUCUUACAUCUCAAACUGCGACACCCCACCCAGCUGGGGGCACUGGUGCAACCACACCUAAUACUGCCACAGCCCAGACUACCAACUCAAAUCUGUUCUCGUCAUUGUCAGCAAGUAUCUCGGAAGGUGGUCUAAAUCUCUCUCAGGGCCAACGGCAACUUCUGUGCCUCGCGCGUGCAAUCGUCUCCCGUCCAAAAAUCAUGGUCCUUGACGAGGCUACCUCUGCCGUGGAUAUGGAGACGGAUGCGCUCAUCCAACAGUCAAUUCGAGCCGAGUUUGAUGCGACGACGCUUUUGGUCAUUGCGCACCGUCUAAGCACCAUUGCAGACUUUGAUCGUAUCUUGGUACUAGAUGCUGGUAAGGCAGUCGAGUUUGGUACGCCUCGGGAUCUGAUGGACAUUGAGAAUGGUGUCUUCAAGAACCUGGUGGAGAACAGCGGCGAGAAAGCUGUUCUAGAAAAGGUGAUUUUUGGAUAA